This is a messenger RNA of Cinclus cinclus, 384 nucleotides long. Its product is annotated as lymphocyte antigen 6E-like. Bases 1 to 384 code for a protein of 127 amino acids. Gene Ontology annotation, molecular function: acetylcholine receptor inhibitor activity. The transcript is spliced from 3 exons. Lineage: Eukaryota; Metazoa; Chordata; Aves; Passeriformes; Cinclidae. The record is from RefSeq and is a predicted model, not a curated record.
AUGAGGGCUCCUCUUGUCACCUUGCUGGCUGCUGUCCUCUGUGUGGAACAAGUUUAUCCAUUCAUGUGCUACACCUGCCAAGAACAGGAGUCUAACAAGGACUGCUUGACCAUUUCCAUGUGUGCCAAGGAGGACAAACACUGCGUGACCAUCCGGAAGGACGUUGGGACAAAGCCCAAGAAACCUAAAUACCUCAUCUCCAAGAUGUGUUCUCCAACAUGUCCAGCAACAGGUCAGCAACAAAUCCAAAGCUCCCAGAAUGUUUCCUGCUGUGAAAAACCCUUGUGCAACGUGAAUGGAGUCAGCAGCAGGCAAAGCAGCCAUGGAGUGAUGUCCCUGGGUGUCCUGGCCAGUGUCACUUACAUCUUUGCAUAUGGAUUAUGA